This is a messenger RNA of Closterium sp. Naga37s-1, 286 nucleotides long. The record is from the annotation of a GenBank genome assembly. Lineage: Eukaryota; Viridiplantae; Streptophyta; Zygnematophyceae; Desmidiales; Closteriaceae.
GACGAGCAGGGUGCGUUUCACAUCCUUCCCAGCGAGCCCCCAUGCAUGGUGCCAUGGGCCUCUGUGGAUGCCGCACUGAACCCCCUCAUACCGUGCCCACACACCCUGAGUGCUGCUGCUGCUGCUGCUGCUGUCGCUGGAGAAGGCUUGGGGGGAGACCUCAAGGGGCCCCCUCCGCUGGUCUGCACCAUUGGUCCUGGAGAGAUGCUGUACCUGCCAAGCAUGUGGUAUCACCAUGUCUCGCAGAUCCCUGGGGAAACCGGUCGAACGAUAGCUCUCAAUUACU